Solea senegalensis (Senegalese sole) is the source of this 2883-nucleotide messenger RNA. RefSeq lists its product as uncharacterized. The record is from RefSeq and is a predicted model, not a curated record. The transcript is spliced from 13 exons. Bases 37 to 2766 code for a protein of 909 amino acids. NCBI's taxonomy places the organism in Eukaryota, Metazoa, Chordata, Actinopteri, Pleuronectiformes, Soleidae.
UGGUGAUAAGACGCUGGUCUCCAGACAAGCCCGGCCAUGUGGUGUAAAGUCCUCGUCUAUGUCGUCCUACUGACUCUCAUAAAACACGUGACUCCAGAUGAAGUUGUAGCCAGAGUGAACGCGAGCGCGAGCCUGCCCUGCCAUGUGACGUUCCCGCCCUCUGCACGAGGCGUCGUCCACCGCUCGCUCAUCAGUGCCAGCUGGAGAAGUAACGGCUCUGUGCUCGCGACGUUCACAGACACGGCAACACACAUAAAGGACGGCUUCAGCUGGGACCUCAGUGAGUUCAUCAACGGGGACUUUUCACUGACCCUCCUCACUGCCACUCCUGCCCUGCAGGGGGCGUACCAUUGUGCAGUCAGCUACAACUCUACACUGCUGAACUCCAGUCAUGUUACAUUUGCUAUCACUGCUCCGCCCACUCUGUCUGUGCCUCAGCAGUGGGUGGUGUUAGAGACAGAGAACCAUCUUAAGUGCCACGCACACGGUUUCUACCCACCGCCUGUUCUUUUCUCCUGGACCAGAGAUGACCAAGAGAUUGGGCCUCCCCUCCAGGCUGAAAGUGAACCCACUCCAGACGGGUUCUACACAGCUGUGGGAAACCUGACCUUCUUCCCUUCUCGCGAGGACCAGAAUGUGACGUUCAGCUGUGUCGCGUCACACGACGGCACCGACCAACAGCUGGAUUUCCAACUCAAUAUCACGUAUCCUCCGUCGGUCCGCCUCGCCGCGGUGCCGCCACAGUCCAACAGCGUCCCUCUCACUGUGUACUGUGACCUGGACAGUUUCUACCCAGAGGAAGUGUCCGUGUCCUGGAGUCAGAAUGGCACGACUCUCCCCGCACCACCCACCAUUGAGCAAAACCCGGACGGGACCUACAAAACCAGAUCCUACUAUACCCUGAACGUCGAGCAGAGGGGGCGAGGUGGACAGGUGGAGUGUGCAGUGAGCCAGCCUGGAGCGGUGCAGCCGGUCAGCGGCUCAGCACACCUGGAGAAACUAGAUCCGCAGAAUGAGGCUCCAGUGUUGACUAAAUCAGCCAAAGCGUCUGUGGCUAUGAUGUGCAUCUCUAUCGUGCUGGUCUUCCUGCUCUGCUUUGGCUUUUCUUGGAGGAGAAGGGACGAGAAGCAGAAGUCUCUGACGGUGUCAGGAAUCAUCCUCCCUCCUCGUGUGAUUGUGGGUCAAAAGGGCAGAGUGUCCGUGAGCAUCGAGGGGAGGAGGGUGGACCGAGUCCAGACUGCGUGGUUCCUCAACAACACCCCCAUCUCUGACACCUCCUUCACAGCAUCAGAGAAAGGGCCUCUGCUGCCCUCCAGAGGCGAGAUGACUUACUACAAGCUGCACACACAGGGGCCCCUGCACUCGUCUGGGAGUGGGAUUCAGCAGCUGAUCUCCGCCGUCACCUUCAUCCCCCACAUCUCACUGCACAAGGCGGCCACAUUCAAGUGUCAGGUGUCCUACAUCGGCAAGGACAAGAUCGUGAUGGAGAGAGUGUCGGAGAAGUUCACCAUUCUGUCUGCUCCUGAAGUGUCAGACAUCCAGCUGGCAGAGACACACAAUAAUGCUGAUAUAAUCAGCCUGACAGUGCGGGCGUCACAUUUCCACCCAGACAUCAUCACGUUCCGCUGGUUCUGCGAGGGCGGCGAGCUGAGCCCCGUGGCCUCCCAGGCCUCGUCCUCCCCCAGACCCAAUCCUGAGGGCUUCUUCUCGGCCUACAGUCAGUGUAAGUUGCCACGAAGUGAACUGGAAAAGGGCGGCACUAAGGUGUGGGUCAGUGUCCACCACAUCGCCCUGAAGCAGCCCGUCACCAGGGAAACCAGAGGAUUCCUGAAGAGGCCGCACGUGUCCGAGAUCCUGCGAUCCGCUUCCUCCCCAGAGCAGACUUUGACUCUGGGCUGCGAGAUCACAGACUUCUACCCUCCCGACAUAUCCGUCACCUGGCUGAGGCUGAGAGAGGGAGAGCAGGACGACAGAGAGGAGGAGGUGAUGGACGGAGGACAGCUGUGGGGCCCUUUACAGACCCAACCCAGAAUCUACAGGGCCACGUCCGUGCUGAAGACCAGAGCGGCCGAUCAGGAGAGGACGGACAGAAGAGGAGGGAUUAUGUGCAGAGUGGAGCACAGUUCUCUGCACGAGCCGAUCCAGAGACACUGGAGAAAUGUUGACAUCGUUGCUCCCUCCAUUCCCGCCUCCAUCUCCGUGUGUUGGAGCAGUGAGGGCGUCGGUGUGUUCUCCCUCCUGCUAAAGGUUAAAGGUCAUUCCAAGGCCAAACUACUGUGGGCGGCCGGAGGAGCCGCUCUCUCACCGCUGGCGUCCAGUGAAACAGAGGAGAUAGGAGACGACGGGCAGAGGGAGCUGAGGAGUGUGUGUGCACUGGAGAGGUCCAGCAGUCUGUCCAGUCACAGCAACACACAGCAGCCGGACAGACAGAAGAACAGACACGCCAUCAAAACAAAAGCUGCUGUUACAGACCCAAACGCAGAGGGAAUACAAUACAUCGACGAAAAGGUGGACGGAGAGAAUAACAACAUUGACAGAGAUGAGGAGACAAAGUCAGAAGUGGACGAGGACAGUGACAAGGACAGUGAGGGAGACCCAGGCGCGUUGCACAUCAACAGGGUGAACCUGAGCAGAGGUCCCCGAGAGGACGAGAGGGAGCGUUUAAGAGUCCUCGUGGAGAUCAGACAUCCUGCACUCAAACUUCCUGUGUAUCGAGACUGGACGGAGCCCAACGAUGAAAUGUCAUCUACUACAUGGAAGCUAUAACUGAUUUAAUACAAUACAUAACUAUAGUUAUAUACAUACUCAACUGGCUUUAAUGGAAUUGGCAAAUGUGCUUUUGUUUCAUUUUUUGUGUGUGUUUUCAGUGUUUUAAUUUGAAUU